CCAGGCAACGCACCGACGCGUCCCUCCGCUGCAGCGUGGAGCAGUAACCAACAAAACGCAGUAGUUUCUCAGUCCUGCUUCUGACUAUGGCUUCACUACGCAACGCCCCCCCCAGGCUAAGGAACUACUUCAAGGACAACUACAUUCCUCAAAUCUGUGAGGCGCUGUUAUGUGGUUUACUUGUGACAUGCCCUGAGGACCCAUUGAAAUAUUUAGAGAGCAUGAUCCUAGCUAUCAUUGAAAAUGGUCUGGAAAACCUUCUUUGGGACAUGUGCAUUCACCCAUCACUGAAGCCAAAAGUUCGAAGACUGUCUGAAACUUACUUAGAUGAGCUUUUUGGACUGGAUGACCAGCUGAUGACUCCAGAGUUGAUGAUAAAAGCAUGCACAUUUUACACUGGCCAUUUAGUAAAGAGCCACUUCGGCGUUUGGAAGGAAAUUGCAAUACCUCAUGCAAAUCAAGAGGCUAUCAUGGCUGAGAAAAUGGACAAGGCAAUAGCCCACGACAAUUUCAGAUGCCAAAAACACAUUUUUAAUCGCUGGUUCUCCUACACAGUUAAGAGAAGAGAAAGGCUUAUAGCUACACUGCUCCGACUGCGCCAUUUGUUCUAUACGCAAAAACAAAGAAUUAUCCUAGCAAAAUGGAAGGAGAAAGCCAGGCACAAGAGCAAAAAAAGAGAAGAUGACUUGAUUACAAAACAUGAACUUCAGUUGAAAAAAUGGAAGUUCAAGCUAUCCUUGGAGAAACCGAUUAACAUUGAGGGAAGCUUCUCCGAUUUCGGGGUUACGGACAAGCGCAUAGUGUUUGACAUUUCAGUGCUACCCGACCAAGCAGUAGUCCAGAUUUUCGUGUACCUCACCUUUAAAGACUUGGUCUCGUGCAGUCAAGUCAACCGCUCCUGGAUGUCGAUGAUUCAGAGAGGCUCCUUGUGGAAUUCUAUUGAUUUUUCCACAGUAAAAAACAUUGCAGAUAGAUGUGUGGUGACCACUUUACAAAAGUGGCGUCUAAAUGUGCUGCGUUUAAACUUCCGAGGCUGCGUCUUACGAGCGAAAACCCUGAAAUCUGUCAGCCACUGUAAAAACUUGCAAGAGUUGAAUGUCUCCGACUGCCCGUCUUUCACAGAUGAAUCCAUGAGACACAUUUCCGAGGGCUGUCCUGGGGUCCUGUAUCUCAAUCUAUCCAACACAACCAUCACCAACAGGACAAUGCGACUCCUGCCCAGGUACUUCCACAACCUCCAGAACCUGAGUCUGGCUUACUGCCGAAAGUUCACCGACAAAGGCUUACAAUACCUGAACCUGGGGAAUGGAUGCCACAAGCUCAUCUAUCUGGACCUUUCCGGCUGCACCCAGAUCUCAGUCCAAGGCUUCCGGAACAUUGCGAACAGCUGCACGGGAAUCAUGCACCUGACCAUCAAUGACAUGCCAACGCUGACGGACAACUGUGUGAAAGUUUUGGUUGAGAAGUGUCCUCGUAUUUCAUCGGUGGUUUUUAUUGGCUCCCCACACAUCUCGGACUGUGCUUUCAAAGCUCUUUCUGCCUGUGACCUCAAAAAGAUCCGAUUCGAAGGAAACAAAAGGAUCACCGACGCGUGCUUUAAGUCGGUAGACAGGAACUACCCAGGCAUCAGUCACAUUUACAUGGUGGACUGCAAGGGGCUGACAGAUAGCAGCCUCAAGUCACUUUCAGUUUUGAAGCAAUUGACGGUGUUGAACUUGACAAAUUGCGUCAGGAUUGGCGAUAUCGGCCUGAGGCAAUUUUUCGACGGUCCUGCCAGUGUGAAACUAAGAGAGCUCAACUUGGCUAACUGCUCCCUGCUGGGCGACACCUCUGUCAUAAGACUGUCAGAGCGAUGCCCUAAUUUACACUACUUGAAUUUACGAAAUUGUGAACAUCUGACUGACUUGGCAAUUGAAUAUAUUGCAAGCAUGUUAUCCUUGAUAUCAAUAGAUCUUUCUGGAACACUCAUCUCCAAUGAGGGCCUGGCCAUACUUUCCAGACACAGAAAACUGAGGGAAGUCUCUCUGUCUGAGUGCGUCAACAUCACUGACUUUGGAAUUCGGGCGUUCUGUAAAACCUCGCUGGCCUUGGAACACUUGGAUGUCUCCUACUGCGCCCAGCUGACAGAUGACAUUAUAAAAACUAUAGCCAUUUUCUGCACUCGAAUUACAUCCCUUCACAUCGCUGGAUGCCCAAAGAUCACCGAUGGAGGGAUGGAGAUAUUAUCGGCAAGGUGCCAUUAUCUGCACAUUUUGGACAUCUCUGGCUGUGUCCAACUCACAGACCAGAUCCUCCAGGACCUUCAAAUAGGCUGCAAACAACUCCGGAUCCUCAAGAUGCAAUUCUGCAAGUCCAUCUCCUCUGGUACAAAGGCUUAUGGGAAUGGACAGCAAGCGAAUCUGUGAAACAGCCAAGUUUUAAGGUCUGCCUGCGCCAAGGACUCAAGCUGACUGCGGUGGGAGUGUGACUUCUAACUAAAUUUGGAGAUUUGUGGCAGCUGCAUGAAAGUUGGCUUCAGGAGUCUGACCCGAGUGUUUCCUGUGCACAGCUAGGGAAUCAUGAAAGUGGCAGCUGGCUUCUCACGGACUGCCAUCUGCAGGGGAGGAGAGGCCACGGGAAAACAUGCCCUGCCACACUAUGGAGAAAGCCAGCAGGUGGCUUCACGGUCAAACUUGUAAUGUCUUUUGAAAGCCGAGAAUGAGAGGCUGUUCACUCACCGAAGGAGGUAAACUUCAGACCAAGCAAUGGAAGGGAAGGGGUGGACAAUCAGGAAACCCACUAUGCAAGGAGGCGUAAUUGUGAGCAUUUUUAGCUGAAUUCUAACUCACGAUCUUUUGGGUAAUUUUGGCUACUUUUAUCAACUUUAUUUUUGGUCAUGAAAAUGUUUUUCUAAUUGCCGGAGUGAAAAGAAUUAUAAAAACUGCCUCACUGCUUCCUUGGCUUAACACACACACCACACAAAAUAUCCCUGCAUAUGAGACAUUCAGUCUGAUAUAAAUUCUGACUUCAUUAGGAGUGAAUUCUAAGGGGACAGUGACCAACCAAACACAGCUGACUUUUUAUUUCACAAAUUAGAAAGGAUAAACAGAGAUGGAAUAUUAAUACAAGGAGACUAUAACAUUUAGAAAAGUUUAUUUAAUAUCAGUGUUUAAUCAUUGAUUUAUCUAAAUCAAAAUACACAACCCAACCAACUGGUCUGCUCAAUACAGCACAGUUUUUCCCGUUACAGUUGACAUUUCUAAAGAAACAGACUCCAUGAAGUGAGUCUGUAAAGCACCUUUGUCCAAGGGCACUGCAUUUUCACUCUACAGCCCACAGAGUAAUGAUUCUUCCCAUUGUAACCACGGAGCUGCACUAAAACCAGUGGCAAGUGCUCUACCUACAGAAGGGUUUAACCACAAGCCGAAGACAGGGGUGCCACAGGAGGGACACACUGAGAGGAAACCUGUCACGUGGGGGUUACAAUACCCAGAAUUCUAAGGUGGCUCCAAUGACCACCACCUUUUCAUGACCAUCUCAAGUAGGAGCUGUGAAUACAAUGGGAUAUUCUCAUAAACAUGUUAAAUAUCUUGGCCAACAGAGAUUUUUACAGCUUACAAGUCAGACAUUCAGAGCGUCAGAGGACGACUCUGUGCUUUGCCUGCAGAGGGACCGUACAAGGAAGGAGGUGGACAUAGGGUUGUCUUUAGAGGAUGAGAAUGGAAUGAUAUCAUCCAGGUAUAAGAAAUUCGAUGUUUCCUGUUACAUGAAUGAACUUGGAAGAUUUCUCCACACAGCCCUCAGAGAAUAUCCUCAGCCUGGACAACACUUAUUCCAGCCACGUGAUACAAUGAGCAGGCCCGCAGCAUCACCCACUACAAUCAGGUGAGCAAUGUGCUAUCUGAAGUUAUUAAAUGUGUGGUAGAACUUGCCCCAUCCAAGGUUCUGCUUUUUAUUUCUUCAGUAAGUUUUAAGUUGUGUGUCCUGUGAAGUAGUAUGAGAAAACCUUAGGCUGUUGCAUUUGGGCUGUAAGGCAUUCUUUGCCCAGCAUGUGCAUGCUGUGUGUGCACAGUCUGUUAGUCACUCAGUAACUACUGAGGCCAUCCAACUGUUGCAGUAGCCAUGCAGUACCAGGGUUCAAGAAGUCCUUAUCUUAGAAAUGGCACUAAAGCAAGUACUUUAGGAAAAUGGUAAAAGUUCUCAAACUUAGUAAGCAAGACAAAAACAAAACAAAAACAAAAUACCCCAAUCCCAUCUGCUGAGGCUGCUAGGCCCUACAGUCAGGGUGAACACAUGAACUUGUAAAGAAGAUAAAGAAAGACAUCCAUGUUUUGAUAUUGGAACUAAAAUGGUAAGGGCUUUGGCCAGAGUAAAGAACUGCUCAGUCGUAUAGAAAAGGCAUUCAGCUGUCACAUGUGUUUAUAUGAAAAGUAAAAGAAGCCCGCAGUAUCCAGGGUUGGUACUGUACACUGUGGUUUGGGUGUCACUGGAGGUCUUAAGGCGCGUAUCUUGGGACAGAACAAUGGAGAGUGGACAGCAGAAUUAAGUACACAUCUGGCAGAAGCUACCUGAGACCAUUCACCGGUCCUCUCUGGUAAUGCUGCAGCGCUGUUGUUUCUCACGGCUAUAGGGACACUGGCAUUGGCUUGUUGUCCACUUCAAACAGCAAACACCCCAAAAGCACUCUCAGUUUGGCAGUUUCAGGGACUGGAACCAGCUCUGGUGUUGAAAGCGGACAGUGCCUUUGGGGGCAAUGGCAUUUAUCCAUCUCUCACACUUGCUUCCUUGAUUCAUGAGUCCUGAAAUACAAGAUCGCAGCAAGUUCAGGUUACUUGCCAAGAACACUGUUUAACUCCUCUGGUCUUACUGGUGCAUGUCAAAAGCCAGACAUGGCUAAGAAAGAGAUCUUGGUGAAAAGGGUUUGAGCUGGGAAAGCUGCAAAGAUGUUAUAUAGUUUUGUUCCUUUUCUUUUGCUUGAGAUAGUCAUGAUAUUUGUACUGUUUUUAAAGUAGUUUAAAAAAGAGAAUUCUACUAAUGCAUAAUUAAGCUCCUUGUUUAUCUGAGGUACACAAUACAGUCAGCUUGCCAAGUGUAGAAGACUGGGAAGUGACUUCCCAGUCAAGAUAGUGGGCACAUCAACCCAUCCCACACUUCCUCCCACACCGUGGUCUGUGAUCUUUCAUGUGCCCUCCAUCCUCCAGAGACCUAUGUGUUAAAGGCUUUAUCACCCACUGCACUAUGGGAAGGGUGGAAACUUUGGGAAGUGGGUUCAGUGGCAGGCCUUUUGGCCACUAGAAAUGCACCCUGGAGGUGGGCAAUGAGGUCCCAGCCCCGCUGCAUUUUCCUUUCACUUUGUAGCCCUGAGGUGAGCAGCUAUAGUGUGUCAGUGUCACUUGUCUCUUGCUAUGAUGUGCUGCAGCUUCAGCGCAGGGCCCAAAGGCCUGCACAUCAGAGACUGGCGCUCCCCAAACUGUGUGCCCCAGUGUUUUCACUGUACGUGGAUUAGCUCAGACAGCUGUUUCAGUAACAGAAAGAAGACUGACACAUUUCCCCUGUCUGUCAUCUCUCCUCACCCCACGAUCUCACGGCCACUGAUCUGCUCUGUCACGGUGGAUCAUUUGCACUUCCUAAAACUUCACAUACAUGGAAUUGUACUUUCAAACAUGUCUUUUUUUCAACAUAAUCAUUUUGAGGCAGUAUAAUUUUGCACAUUGUUCCUGGUCGUUUCCCUCAGGCAAGCUCAUCAAUACUGGUUGAGUGUUCACAGUAGGAUCCACGGAGCUUGUGGGAAAUCUCCUCCCCCUAAUGUCCACUGUCCCUGGUGCCUCAGCUUAGUCUCUUCACUCUGGGGUUCUGCUGGUUCUGCGCUGCUCUCCUGGCCCUGAACCUGCAGUGUGUGGUGGCCAUAGGCCAGGCCCUUUGCUUCUCAUGUCAGUGCAGCUCUUAGACUGCCUCUGCUAUCAAGGCACCAGGGCAGCCUGCCUCCUGAGGUCCACUGCAGUUUUCACAACCCAACUUUCAAAUAAACAUGGAGGAAAGAUGAGAAUCCUUAACUCUUUGUUUGUUGAACACCAUUUAGCACCGGUAAGAAAGCAUCAACAACAGGAGGAAGUCCUGGAGAGCUGGCCCUUUUCCUUCAUGCUCAGCUCUCAUCGCUACCUCAGUCCGUGUGGAUUUACCCUCUGGAGUGGGAAGCUGGCCUACCUGGGGCCUGCAGUAGGUGAAGCAAGAGCACAAGGCUGCUGCUGGUUACAAACACACACGGGUGAGUGAUGUCAGCUCAGCCUGUAACUGUCCUGUCUCUGCACCAAAGAGAAGUUAGGGGACAGCUCUGAACCCACAGCAUGGAGACGACCUUCUGUCUCUAAGGCACUGAGAUCAACAACUAAUAAAUGGGACCUCAUGAAGCUGGAAAGCUUCUGCACAGCAAAGGACAAAGUAGUGGCCUACAGAAUGGGAAAACAUUUUUACCAACUACACAUUUGAUAGAGGGCUAAUAUCCAAAAUAUAUAAAGAACUAAUACAACUAAAUAUCAAGAAAACAAUCCAAUUUUUUAAAAAAUGCAAGAUACAGACCUAAUCAGAAUUCUCAAAAGAGGAGACUCAAAUAGUCAAGAACAAGGCAAUGUUCAACAUUCUCAGUCAUCAAGGAAAUGCAAAUGAAAUAACCCAAGAUUUCAUUUUAGAGUUGUUGGAAUGGCUAAGAUCAGUAACACAAGUGACAGCUCAAGCUGGUUAGGAUUACAGUAAGUGAAACACUGAUCUGUUGUUGAUGGAGGGCAAACUUGUACAGCCAGUGUGGAGAUCAGUGUAGUGUUCCUCAGAAAGAUGCAAUUAGCUACCUCACGAGACAGCUACACCAUUCUUAGACAUAUACCCAAAGGACACUUCAUUCUGCCACAGAAACACUCUCUCAGCCAUGUUUACUGCUACUCUAUUUAUUUAUAAUAACCAGAAACUGGAAACAACCUAGAUGUCCCUCGACAGAAGUGUGGGUAAAGUACAGGUACUACAGCUUCACAAUGGAGUAUUAUUUAGCUGUUUAAAAAGAAAAAAAGGAAGAAAUUCACAGGUAAAUAGAUGGACCUAGAAAAAGCAUCAUCCCAGUGAGGUAAUUCAGACCCAGAAAGACAAAUAUGGUGUGCGUAUUCUUACAUGUGGGUAGUUGCUGUUAUGUCAGUGACAGCGAAGCUAUGGUCCACAGAGCCACAGAGACUGGUUACCAGGGACAAGGUGGGACAGACAGAUUUUUGUAGGAAGAGGAAACAGAAUAGGUAGUUACGUAUAGACAGGGAGAGGGCUGGACCCAGGAGGAUCAGGUAGGAAGUGGAGACAAGUGAGAGGAGGUAGAGGACGCAGAGAACAGUGCUAAAAGUAGGGGCUUAGGAGGGGUAGAACAGAAACUGCCCAGGAGAAGCUGCCAAGAAGAUACACACAUGUGACGGCCAUUUAAAUGUUAUUGCUAAAAAAUGGGGGAGACAGAUCCCCAACUGAAUAUCUCUUGUCACCAACUGAAGCUUCCAAUAUCUGAAUUGGAGUACAUCUCAUUGAGUUGUUGGCCAAAGGUCCUAGGGGAAUCCCCAAACAAUGCAGGCUGUUGUCAAGACUACAGGCUGUUAGUCUGACGGCAAGGCCCGACUGCUGACGGGCACAGCUACACAGCUCACCCAGUUGAGGAAGUCAGCUGCUGCCUACAUAAAGCCUUCACGCCUCUUCUAGAUUCUUUGGCACAGGAAGGUACUCUGCACACUACCAAAGGAGAUACGUACACACCGACCCAGCCACCAACCUUUGAUCUACAAUGGUGUCCUGCCUGCAGGAUAUGCUGGUGCAGUGGUGGCUUAAGGAUCAGGCCCUGUUCCAUGGGAGAGAACACAGGACACUGCUUGAGUAACCAAGAACCUGAAACUAGAUAGGUUCAGGGAUGUGGAGAAAACCAAAUACUAUGGUUUAAAAACAAACAAAAAACAGCAAUAAAAUGACUCCUAAUGACAUUCUGCUGCACUCACAGAUCAGUCCCUUGCUCAGCCAUCCUCAGAGAAAGCUUCAUCCUGUAGCAGAAGGGAACAAUACCGACUCACUGCCAGUCAUCAGGCAGAGAGCGAAAGACUUGGAACACUCAGCCCCGAACGCAAGGUUUCCAUCAAAUCUCUCCCCUCAGGGCUCAGUGGAAGAAAGAGCAGAGUGUAAGAAUCCGAGGGGAUGGGGACACCAAGGAAACAAGGCCCUGUAAGUCCCCAUGAGCAAAGCUCCUAUGAACUCACAGACACUGAGGCAGCAUGCACACGGCUUGCAAGGGUCUACACAAUGUCCUCUGUGUAUAUAUAUUAUGGCUUCCAGGUUAGUGUUUUUAUGGAAUUCCUGAACAUAAGAAAGAGUAGGUCUCUGGUUCUUGUGGCUUCUAAUGGGUCUUUGUGUCAUCUGUUGUCCAAUGCUGAUGCUAUUUUAUACUUUAUUUUAUUAUUGUUUCUUAGAACCCUGUUUGUUUUCUAAGAGACGGGAAGUAGGUCUGGAUGGGAGGGGGUUAGGGGGAAGGAAAGUUGUAAUCAGGAUAUAUUAUGUGAGGAAAAAAGGAAACAAACGAGAACCACAAAUGACAUGAAAGGCUAAGACAGUGAGUUCCCCCAAAUCCAUCAAUUAGUAGAGAUGUUCUCCAGUGAGAAUUAUCUAGAUGGAUGCAACUUAAUGGGAUCAUCAAUAGAUGCCUGAAUGAUGCCCAAGAAAACACAAAUGUACCUAAUGAAAAAGGAAAGAAAA
Molecule: messenger RNA, 8736 nt
Organism: Rattus norvegicus (Norway rat)
Lineage: Eukaryota; Metazoa; Chordata; Mammalia; Rodentia; Muridae
Source: RefSeq, a predicted model, not a curated record